AUGCCUGCCUUCAACAGAUUGUUUUCCCUGGCUUCCCUGGUGCUCAUCUGCUGGGUCAGUGUCUGCUUCUCUGUGUGUGUGGAGGUGCCCUCAGAGACAGAAGCCGUUCAGGGCAACCCCAUGAAGCUUCGCUGCAUCUCCUGCAUGAAGAGGGAGGAGGUAGAGGCCACCACGGUGGUAGAAUGGUUCUACAGGCCUGAGGGCGGUAAAGAUUUCCUUAUCUAUGAGUAUCGAAAUGGCCACCAGGAGGUGGAGAGCCCCUUCCAGGGACGCCUGCAGUGGAAUGGGAGCAAGGACUUACAGGAUGUGUCCAUCACUGUGCUCAAUGUCACACUGAAUGACUCCGGCCUCUACACCUGCAAUGUGUCCCGGGAGUUUGAAUUUGAGGCACAUCGCCCAUUUGUGAAGACUACACGGCUUAUCCCCCUCCGAGUCACUGAGGAGGCUGGAGAGGACUUCACCUCUGUGGUCUCAGAAAUCAUGAUGUACAUCCUCCUGGUCUUCCUCACUUUGUGGCUGCUCAUUGAGAUGGUAUAUUGCUACAGGAAGGUCUCAAAGGCUGAAGAGGCAGCCCAAGAAAAUGUGUCUGACUACCUUGCUAUCCCAUCAGAAAACAAAGAGAACUCUGCAGUGCCCGUGGAAGAAUAG
Molecule: messenger RNA, 648 nt
Organism: Orycteropus afer afer
Lineage: Eukaryota; Metazoa; Chordata; Mammalia; Tubulidentata; Orycteropodidae
Gene: SCN3B
Product: sodium voltage-gated channel beta subunit 3
Exons: 5
Coding region: 1-648 (215 amino acids)
Biological process (GO): regulation of heart rate by cardiac conduction; ventricular cardiac muscle cell action potential; sodium ion transport
Cellular component (GO): voltage-gated sodium channel complex
Molecular function (GO): sodium channel regulator activity
Source: RefSeq, a predicted model, not a curated record